CGAUAUGCUCUGCUGUUGGUGUGCUAGUCGAAAAAUCGAAAUCGUGACCGGAGGACUGUGCUAGCAAUGGCGAACGGAAUUGUAACUUUUACAGUAGCGCUACGAUCCGCUAGAGGAGUGGAAGUGUGGACGCCCGACCAACAACAGAAACAACUCAACUUCAUUCCGGACCCAAGCUUUACCCCCGACCAGAGUAAAUCUUGCCGCGCUAUUGUUUACAGUCCUAAUGGUCGAUUUCUGGCCUGGGCCAACGGGGCCACGGUGCAGCUGUGCGAGGUGGCGAACGGUUGGCGGACGAUCGCUUCGCUGCCACGGCCGAAGGCCUGCUUCCUGCAGUUCUCGUCCCGCGGCACGUACCUCAUGACGUGGGAGGUGUACACCGAGAACCCGAAGGACGUGGUGAAGGAAAAACCGAACCUCUACAUCUAUCGGGCGGAGACGGGAGAGGAGGUGUUUUCCGUCAUCCAGAAGCGCCACCACGACUGGCAGAUGCACUGGAGCAGCGACGAAAGCUUGGCCGCGCUGUUGGUCGGCGGGGAGGUAUUGUUCUACGAUCAUACCGAUCCAUCCGGUGCCGGCUUCCAGCGCGUGUCCAAGCGCCUCGGUGGCCUGCGAAAUGGCGGUGUUUCCAUGGCACCGGGAACAUCACCGCCGCACGUGGCCGUCUACAUUCCCGGCACGAAGGGAGGCCCAUCGAUGUGCCGGCUGUUCAAGUAUCCAUGUCUGGAGAUGAACCAACCGGUGGCCUCGAAAAGCUUCUUUCAGGCGGAUAAGGUGGACAUGAUGUGGAAUCGCAGAGGCACUGGGCUCAUUUUGAUGACUAGUACGGACGUCGACCAGUCGGGAGUCUCCUACUACGGCAAGCAGGCACUGCACUACAUGACCCCGAAAGGGGACUCGUGCUCGGUGCAACUGAACGCUGAAGGGCCCAUUCACGACGUGGCGUGGAGCCCGAAGUCGAACGAAUUCUGUGUGGUGUACGGAUUCAUGCCGGCCCGGGCUACACUCUUCAAUCUGAAGUGCGAUGCCGUGUACGAUUUCGAGCCGGGAAACCGCAACUCAAUCUACUACAACGGCUUCGGUAACCUGAUCGUGUUCGGUGGCUUUGGAAAUCUCCCGGGAUACAUCGAAACAUGGGACCUGAAUCGACGCAAGCAGUUGGCCAGUUUCAAGGCGCCCGACACGACACUGCUGGAGUGGAGCCCGGCAGGAGACAAGUUUCUGACGGCCACCACGGCCCCGAGACUUCGCAUGGCGAACGGGUUCAAGGUUUGGCACUACUCUGGCGCACUGCUUAGCGAGUACAAUUGGACCGGGGAGCUGCUGGAGGUGAUCUGGCAGCGCUGCGAUCCGGCCUCACUCAAGGAAACGCCCAUCACCGACGAAAAGGUGACCGGGAUCGUAUCCACGACACCGCAGGCUAGCAAGCAAAAGUACGUGCCGCCCGGUGCUCGCAACAACAUCGUCAUCACUGGCGGUGGCCAAACAAUCGACUUGCGCCCACCGAUCCCGGGUUUGCCUCCUGGAUAUCGGUCUUCCGUACAGAUAAAGCAAGCCAAGAAAAACAAAAAGAAAGCCGCGGCCCCAGCUCCCGAUUUAGCUGCGGCUGAUGAAACCCCUGGCGAAACGUCGGAAACGAAACCCUCCAAGAAAAAGCCGGCGAAAAACGCUGGUGCAGCGAAAGGUCCCAGCAGCAGCAGCGGCAGCAACCCCGAUGGCGGUAUUGUUGAUCUAGCCAACGGCAACCUUGCAAGCACAACUUCGAACCCCGCGAUUGCCAACAAUAACGACGACGAAUGCUCUGAGACGAAACCAGUCGGUGAGGCAAAGAAGUCUAUAACGGGCGACUUGGAGAAAGACAAGAAAAUUCGGGCCAUCUACAAAAAGCUGAAGGGGAUUAAGCAGCUGAAAGAAAAGGUUGAACGGGGCGAGUCGCUCAACGCCACGCAAACUAUUAAAUUGAAUUCGGAAACCGAGCUGAUGGAGCAACUGGAAUCGUUGAAAUUGUCCUAAGAAUUGGCGUGAUCAUCCGUGAUCGACGCAUUGGCACAAACUGGCCCAUGCGGUACCUCUUAAAAGCAACAGCAGCGGAGCGCGGGAAACAUAUUUUUUGAGAACCUUUUCAACCGUUAUAUCGAUAUCGAUCCAGAAGCACGCGGCAGGGUUUCUCCGGCAACAAAUAAACGAAUGCUGUAACUUUGCAGAAAACAGUUUCAA
Messenger RNA from Anopheles bellator, 2217 nucleotides. RefSeq names its product eukaryotic translation initiation factor 2A (gene eIF2A). The transcript has 3 exons. The coding region runs from base 67 to 2013 and encodes 648 amino acids. Gene Ontology annotation, molecular function: ribosome binding; protein binding; tRNA binding. NCBI's taxonomy places the organism in Eukaryota, Metazoa, Arthropoda, Insecta, Diptera, Culicidae. Gene Ontology annotation, biological process: translational initiation. Gene Ontology annotation, cellular component: cytosolic small ribosomal subunit. The record is from RefSeq and is a predicted model, not a curated record.